Messenger RNA from Cyanidioschyzon merolae strain 10D, 2736 nucleotides. RefSeq lists its product as hypothetical. The record is from RefSeq and is a predicted model, not a curated record. Lineage: Eukaryota; Rhodophyta; Bangiophyceae; Cyanidiales; Cyanidiaceae. The coding region runs from base 1 to 2736 and encodes 911 amino acids. Gene Ontology annotation, molecular function: metallocarboxypeptidase activity; zinc ion binding. Gene Ontology annotation, biological process: proteolysis. The transcript has a single exon.
AUGUUUGGUCUUGACCUGGCCAAUGUCUCCUCUUUGUGUUGCUCAGCUUCGAUCAGUGCAUGGAUGAUGCUUUUCGUUCGAGUCAUGCGUAUGGUGUAUUGUAUGCUAGCCGCGCAACGACACGCUCCCUCAACAGGAGCCCAAGCAGGAAACAUAUGCAAGAAGUCAACGCGUUCCGUUCGACUGCUGCUACUACUGCUGCUCUGUUCUAGUCUGAUGGACCCACAAAGCGCUCCCGGCCACGGAACAGUGGUCAACAACGGUCUGUACCUGUUUAGAGAGGCUUAUACACCGACUCCGCACGACUCACCCGAGUUUCCGAACGCAACGCUGCCGUCGGCAUGGAAGCGCUUCAACUACCAUACCUAUAGCAGCAUGGUGAUCACGCUAGCACGCUUAGCGUAUUCAUAUCCUGCUUUUGCUCGUCUGUACACGACACAGGCAGCAUUUGGACUACCAGCAGCUGGCGAAUCAUGUUCUAUCGACACGCACCAACCCAUGAGCCAAGAGGCGUUAACGGGACUCGACCAGAAGCAGCGCCUCGCUGUAAAGCGCCUCAUCGAAGAGCUUCGCACCCAGGAUGGUCUGUCACGCAACGCUUGCCGUGUAUGGGUACUCGAGAUCGCCGACAGGUCUUCGGUUGCCCAGGGAUCCGUCGGAAGCGUGCUGGAUCCUCCAGCGAUUCUCAUUUCUGGUGCAUUGCACGGUGAUGAGCGCAUUGGCCCGACUGCGGUUACAGAGCUUGCACGCGUGCUCCUCGAAGCAAGCCGGCUGCCUGCGGGUUCAGUGGACACUCAUCGUUGGCGCGCCUCAGCUGCCGAAGAAGCCGACGGAUCCAUUUUCGGUAGCACUGCGGGUUCGCUGUCCUCGUGGCUGCGUUUCCUGGUCGGACACCGACGUAUCACCAUUGUGCCUGCAGCCAAUGCGAUAGGGUUCGCGCUCGGCGAACGCACCGAACUGGGUGUCGAUCCAAAUCGGGACUUUCCCUGGAAUCAGCCAUACGGGGCGUCAUGUUUGGAAAGCGUUGCCGCUCGCUCCAUUCAUGAACUCGUUUUAGCAAAUACUUACCAAAUGAUGCUGACGUUUCACGGUGGAACAACGGUAAUUGGUUACGAAUGGGGCGACCUGACGCAUUGCCCUGAGCAGCAGUAUUGCCGUCGCAACUCGCCAGCCCCAGAUAUAAUUGCCAUGCAAACGAUUGCUUACGCUUUGCGAUUGCAUGCGGGGAACGGGACGCGUUAUGGGGCGCGACCCUUUGACAUCGGGACAAUGGGCGAUACCGUUUAUCCGGUGGCAGGUGGAAUGGAGGACUGGGCGUACGGCGCAUCGGCCCCGGUGCAGACGUCACUUGUCUCGAUUUGUAACGCGAGCCGAUACGGCGGCUAUGCACCCGUUAAAGUGCAGGCAGUGCGGCAGCUCCCCGUAGCGCGCAUGAUUGCCCUGCUCAUCGAAACCGCUGAUGAUAAGCAACCUUCUGUGGAGACAUUGGGCGUUCGACCGUUGGGCGCUGCCGGCAAUGCCCCCUGGCAGGCCGACGUUCGACUCAUCACCGAAACGCCAACAGUGUCCGCGGAUGGCUCGGAGUCAGAUUCUGAACUGGUUGUCGAAGGGCACGUGUGGCGGAACUUGCGCCUCGCACUCCAGGCUAUCGAUAUCCUGCAACCGUAUGCGGCAUUCACACGGUAUCCCGGCGAUGGACGAACGCAAGCAGCGGACAACGCGACGGCCGCAUCAAUAGUCUGUUGGCGGGUCGGUGGAGCAUACCACGUUGCUGAGACGCAGUUGCAAGGAUGGUACGACUCUGGGGCUGCAGCGAGGAUACGGCAGAAUCAGGACAGUGCCCCGGACUUUGUGAGCGAGGCCUUCAUAGACGCGUCUCCCGAUCCGGUACCUUUCUUUCCAGCUGUUCGACUAGGACAGGGUACCCGCUGGUCUCCUGAUAAUCAUGGAGGUCGCGAGUUUUGUGUGAACCUCCAGCAGCAGCAGCAGCAGCAGCAGCAACCGUUCACCGGAGCAAAGCGUCCGCCACGGGGCUCCAGCAUCCUGCUGCGCGUGCGCUUCCAGGCCGACGUCGACUGGGGUCGCUUACCGCCGAGUACGCUCGGAGCGCAGCCACCAAACACCAGGCCCUGGAGUUUUCUCGCCCAAAGUCGUGUGGAGUACAACUCUAACUCCACUAAAUUUGCUGACGAGCGUCCGUCCACGUCCGAAGAAGACGGUGUCGCUCGGGGCACAAACUGGUUCUCACGUGGACUCCACUGCCGAGCGUCUGAGGUGAGCACAGGGCAUCAGCCGCAAGUCUGGACCUGCGUGCACAGUGAAGUCGCUAGAGGAACCGAAUUAGGCGAGUCAGGGGCCAUGUCCGGCUGGAGCAAGCUUUUGUUGGCGAUCUCCGUCUUCCUCCUGGCGCCAGGGUCGUUUCCGCUGCUCCUGUUUCUCAGCUUUCUACUUUGGCGUCUGGUGCGAGGCCAGUCUGUGCAUCCCGCUGAGGUAUGGUUUGAGGCACGUCAACGAAUGGAGAUGUGGAUGCAGGGACUAAGGGCGUUGGGACGGGCGCGAGGCCCAAGUGGAACUCGAGUUUCUGGGUCGUUUGCGCGUUCCACUGACCUCGACGACACGAAACGCCGUAUGCUUUCGCCGACAGCCAGCAGCGCCGCCGCAGCCGAGCGAGACGCUAGCAGCAGUGCACAUGACCUGGACUUGGAGGCGAGCACGCGGCGCCCAGACAGGCCCUGA